AUGGACCCAAACGGCGUCGUUAGGUACACUCACCGCCGGUCACCCUCCUCCGACCGGUUUCUCAACGUUUUCUCUCCGCCUUCCUCCUCCGGCGUCAUUUCCGGCGACUCCUCAGUCGCCGGCGACGAUUUCAGUGAAGACGACGUGUUCUGGACCGGGGAUUUCGCUGAAAACAAGCUCCGAUCGUCUGAUUCCGUCAAAUCAACCAACCGGAACCCUAGCAAACGUCAGGAAACGUUCGGAAUUCUCGCCGCAUUGCCGGAAAACAACGGCCGUAAACCUAAUCUCCCUGUGCUGAACCGAAACCCUACGGUCGGUUCUCCGUCAUCGUCGCGGUUAAUUCCGUCGAUUCCGAUGAUUCCGAGGCCUAAUAAGUUAGAUCGAGAUGUCUCUCAAUCUAUGCCGGUGAGAUUUCAGCAAUCGGCGCCGGUGAACGUGCCGAUGUUCGCGAGGAAGGUUAGGACUGGCGGUGAGCUUGCUGACGUGGAUAUUGUUGAGGAUGAUGAUGACGAAGAGAUGCUUCCGCCGCAUGAAAUUGUGGCGAGAGGUUCGUCGCCGCGUACGGCGUUUUCCGUUCUGGAAGGUGCUGGAAGGACGCUGAAAGGAAGGGAUUUGCGGUUGGUUCGGAAUGCGGUGUGGCGGAAAACAGGUUUUCUCGAUUGA
Helianthus annuus (common sunflower) is the source of this 663-nucleotide messenger RNA. RefSeq lists its product as uncharacterized. The transcript has a single exon. The record is from RefSeq and is a predicted model, not a curated record. NCBI's taxonomy places the organism in Eukaryota, Viridiplantae, Streptophyta, Magnoliopsida, Asterales, Asteraceae. Bases 1 to 663 code for a protein of 220 amino acids.